Molecule: messenger RNA, 1356 nt
Organism: Lactuca saligna
Lineage: Eukaryota; Viridiplantae; Streptophyta; Magnoliopsida; Asterales; Asteraceae
Source: the annotation of a GenBank genome assembly
AUGGGCGAUGAAGUACCAGAUGUCAAUACUCAUAUUUAUCAGGAACAAUAUUUUGCUUGUGAUGAUGAAGAUGGAACUGGAGAUUUCGAUUUUCCUGAUAAUGAUACAUUAAAUGAUGGCGGGUUUGAAAUAGGAGAAAGCAGUAAUCCUAAUCUAGGACAACCACAUGAUACACAUGAUUACGUUUCACCUGGUGGCACAUUGUAUUGGACCCCAAUUGUUUUAGACGAUAUCAAACCAAAAGAAGAAAAUGUCCCAUCGUUUACUUUUGAGUAUAAAGUCUUGAACAAAAGAUUGAAUGCUCUAUUAUGGGCUGAUGAAACAACAAAGUAUAACUACAAUUCCUUCGGAGACGUUGUAUCACUCGAUGCCACACUUAGCAUGAAUAAGUAUGAUAUGGUUUUUGUUCCGUUCACUGGCAUUGAUAACCACAAAAAAUGUGUAACAUUUGGUGCUGGACUUUUAAGUAAAGAAGAUGGAGUUUCUUAUGAAUGGUUGCUUAGAGAUUUUUUGAGAGCUUUUAGAAAACAACCUCAAUUGGUUAAAUCUGACCAAGAUCCAACUUUGAAAAAAGCUAUUAAUACCGUUUUCCCGUCCGCACAUCAUAGGUUAUGUAUGUGGCAUAUUACUAAGAAGUUUCCAAAUAAGGAGUUUAAAAUUACAGAUAACAGUUGGAUGAAUCUCAUGUAUGGGUUGCGAAGAUAUUGGAUUGCUGCAUUUUUUAAGCACAUUCCAAUGUCUGGUCUUAUGCGAACUACAUCACCGUCUGAAAGUCAGAAUUGGUCAUUCCAAACAACUACAUUAACCGGUUCUUAUCUUAUCAUGUUUAUGAUGACAUUUGAUUCAGUCAUGGAACGACAAAUACAUAAUCAAAUUCUCAAUGAUUUUAAUACUGUCACAGCUUUUCCUAAAUUCAUUACCUGUAGUCCGAAUGAACCUCAUGCUUCAAAGGUCACACACUCAACAAAAGACGGUUCAUUCAAAUGUACUUGUAUGCAUUUUGAACAUGUCGGGAUCUUAUGUAGACACAUAUUCUGUGUGUUUAAGUACUAUGACAUCGAACAACUUCCUGAAAAGUACAUUCUAAAACGUUGGCGCAGGGAGGUUAUUCCAACAAAAUUACUUAGAAGACGGUUCACUAAAUCUUUUGACGAUUCUAAUUCCGACAUGACUGCAAUUAAUAUCCUCAACACAGUUGACUGUUGUGUUUCUUUUCUUUGUCAUGAUGCAACUAAAUUGAAGUUAUACAUUGACGAGCAUAAUAAGUUGAAAAAAUUUUUGUUGAUGAUUGUCCAAAUCAUGAAGUACCGACCAUAUAGAACAUUUCAACAAGCUUCAAGGCGUGGUAGUUCCUGA